This is a messenger RNA of Dreissena polymorpha, 3364 nucleotides long. RefSeq names its product protein draper-like. The record is from RefSeq and is a predicted model, not a curated record. Bases 217 to 1167 code for a protein of 316 amino acids. The transcript is spliced from 6 exons. Gene Ontology annotation, molecular function: scavenger receptor activity; protein binding. NCBI's taxonomy places the organism in Eukaryota, Metazoa, Mollusca, Bivalvia, Myida, Dreissenidae.
AUCGUCUGCAUCCGGAACAGGAACGGCUCGUGGAUUGGCCCGCCUUUACGGAAUAGUUGCCACCGGAGGAUCGGUGGGCGGAGAAUCGUUGCUGUCACAUGAUAGCAUCAAAUAUAUGUCCGUGCCUAUUAUCUUUGGCAAAGACUCCGUGUGGAGAAGUGGAGAAGACACCGAGCUUUGGCCCUGGAACAUUGUAUAGAAAGAACCCGAAACAACAUGGAUACAUUGGUGUAUUUGGUAGCAAGCCUACUGCCGUUUGUAUGUGCUGAAACUUGCCCACCGGGAUAUGUAUAUUAUAAUGAUGACACAACUUGCCAAAAAUGCUAUUACACUGGAUGCACAUGUAAAAAUGUUCAGAAUUGUAACGGAUGCCUGGACGGCUACUUUAUGAAUAGAUACCUGUGCUCUCCAUGCCCAGAUAGAUGUCUGGCGUGCACCAACACAACAUGUACAAGCUGUAAAAAAGGUUAUACCGGAGCAACGUGUGACACAUAUAUAUGUGCAAACAGGAACUGUUUAUGUGAAUCACCCUGGGAAUGUGAUUCGUGUAUAGGUGGAUAUUACGAUGCAUUCACUAAUUGUACAUACCAAUGCAAUCCUAACUGCUCUUCAUGUUUAGAUAAUGCCACAUGCGAAUCCUGCAAGCCGGGAAUGUAUGGGGCAGACUGUAGCAAUGUAUGCUCUAAAGGGUGUAAAAAUACCGUCUGUAACAAAACAGAUGGGUCAUGCUCAUGCAAAAUGAGUUUUACUGGUAAUACAUGCGAUCAGUGUAAUUCUGGAUGGUAUGGUCCUUCAUGCAAUCUUCGAUGUUCAGUCGGAUGCAAUAGCACUCAAGACUGUAAUCAAACAGAUGGCAGUUGUAUGUGUUCGGAAUAUUUUAUGGGCGUAAGAUGUGAUCAGUGCAAGGAUUGCAGGUAUGGGAUUUCUUGUGAAAAUGUUUGUUCAAGUGGAUGUAACACUACAUGUAAUCAGUCAGACGGCACGUGCUCAUGUAUGAAGAAUUUUACUGCAGAUCUGUGCAAUGAGUGCAUGACAGGAAUGUAUGGCGAGUCAUGCGAAUUGACCUGCUCGCGUGGGUGCAACGGUAAAUGUAAUAGAACAGAUGGGAAAUGUACAUGUUUGAAACAAUAUACAGGUGUUUUGUGCGACGAAUGUACACCAGGAUAGUAUGGCAAUCAUUGUGAAGACGCUUGUUCACUUGGAUGUAGCGAUAUUUGUCAUAAGACGGAUGGGACAUGUAAAUGUUUGAGUAACUUCACAGGAGCUAAAUGCGACAGCUGUUUGAUAGGGAUAUAUGGAUUAAAUUGUACCAAUAAUUGUUCUGAUGGAUGUGUCGAUCAUGUUUGUAACAGAACAGAUGGGUCAUGUACAUGUGAGGCAAAUUUUGAUGGCGACAAUUGCGAAAGGUGUGUAACAGGGAAGUACGGAUACUCCUGUGAAGCAUCGUGUUCAAACGGAUGUGAUAAUCAUAUAUGCUAUCGGACGGAUGGGAGAUGUACAUGUUUGGAAGGGUUUACUGGAUCGACAUGCGAUGAAUGUAUUCCAGAGCGGUAUGGCUCAGAUUGCAAUCAGCCGUGUUCAAAAGGAUGUGCUGACGGAACUUGCAAUGACACUGACGGGUCCUGCACAUGUUCGGAACAUUUUACCGGUAAUAAGUGCAAUAAAUGUAUACUUGGGAAAUAUGGCUCGUCUUGUGAGCUAUUUUGUUCAAAAGGAUGCGUUUCAAAUGAAUGCAACAGAAAUGGUAAUUGUUUAUGUUCGGAAAAUUUCACUGGAGAUAGAUGCGAUCGUUGCAUGCUAGGGAAGAAUGGAGAACAUUGUAACUUUGAGUGCCCAUCGGGAUGUCUGAACCAUCUAUGUAAUAAUAACGGAGAAUGUAGUGAUGGAUGUGUUCAACACUUAUUUGGGAAUGUAUGCAAUCAGACAUGUCCUGUGAAUUGCAAAAAAGGGACAAUAAACGACACACGAUGUGAACGUGCAACAGGAAGCUGUCGGUUUGGUUGCAGUUAUGGGUUUUCUGGAAAAUCCUGCGAUAUUUAUGACGGCAGUAACUCUGGAUCCGCAGCAACAAUUGGUGGAAGUGUAGCAGCUGCAGUUAUCGCACUUGUCUUGGCCACGGGCAUCUUUGUGGUGUUUUGGGUUAAACGGCGUCAAAUAAGACAGACACAUUGCGACUAUGAGUCGAAUGUACCAAGAACUGAUGUUUCAGAUAUGCACGUUUACGCUGGAUUAUCAGAGGAUUCCGUCGAUAACGCCCCUGCUACCGAAGCGUAUUCGCAAGAAUAUGAAAACAGUGCUUUCAACGCAUCAUCCUUCAUAAACUUUGUGUCCACGUCAAACAGUUGAAUGAUGAUUAUGUUUUACUGAAAUUUAUACAAAUAUGUAUAUCGAAUCUUAAUGCUUACUUACAUAAAUAGCAUUUUCUUUCAUUUUUUUCACUGACUCUAAACAUAAUCAGAAUAUGGUAUAAUUAUUUUAGUACUAAUUGGCAUUGUGUUAUUUGGUGUGCAGGUAUUUAUGUAUUUCUCGUUCUAAAUAUACACUUUUAUAUAUAAUGCUCAUGUGUUUAUCACUGUAAGGACUGCUGGCUUUUGUGUUAGUGUCCGGAUGAUAUUUUAAUGUGUACUCUUUGUUGGUCAUGUAAGGUUUGUUAAAAACAAAACAAACACAUUCUUAUGUGUUUAAUCUCGAUAUGGAAUCGAUACCUGUUAUUGAGAGUAUUUGAGAACAGUAAAGAUAAACAUUAUUCUACCAUCACACGGUUUUAGAUUUUCUUUACAAAUCUUAAAAUGUCUAUUGCGCUCAACGUUUUCGUUAAGGUGUUGAGAAUCAAAUAAUUUCAUCACUGAUUCCUCCGCGACUUUAACCGAGAUUACACAUAACCUUUCUUAGGGUGUAAAUACAUAUGUUCCUUACUAUUUUCGGACUGAAUAAUUGAUGAAGUCGCGUUAAAACCAGUCUUUCCCAACAUGUUCGUUGUACAGGGAUGUUCCAGUUUAUUCGAAGGUGAAGACGUAUUAACGAGACACAACACAUAUUUUUAGAGUGAUUCUGCUUUUAUGUUAUUUCGUGAUGUUUACGAUUAAUUUAUAAAAUGUGAGCAAAUUAAAUAUAUCGUUUUGCUGUUGAAACAUAGUUUUUGCUCUUAACAUUUAUUUUCAUGGGUUGAAUGUGUGAUUGAGUAAUAUUUUGUGAAGCGAAAAGAGCCAUAUGAAACAAAUGAUUCGGUUGUAUUUAACUGAAAAUAUAAAAAUACAUGUGUAUAUUUUAAUAAUUUAUUUUCACUAUAUCAUUUUAUAUGUGCGUCUAUGUUAUCUUAUGCCAUAUUAACCAUAGGUUCAUGAACUUGAUAACGUUAUGUUGU